Octopus sinensis (East Asian common octopus) is the source of this 2510-nucleotide messenger RNA. RefSeq names its product polypeptide N-acetylgalactosaminyltransferase 13-like. The transcript has 11 exons. Gene Ontology annotation, cellular component: Golgi apparatus. NCBI's taxonomy places the organism in Eukaryota, Metazoa, Mollusca, Cephalopoda, Octopoda, Octopodidae. The coding region runs from base 78 to 1880 and encodes 600 amino acids. The record is from RefSeq and is a predicted model, not a curated record.
UUGUUGUUGUUGUUGUUAUUAUUAUUAUUGUUAUUAUUAUUAUCAUCAUUAUUUUCUAUUAUCAUUAUUAUUGAACCAUGGAACUACGUCUUAGAUACCUGAUAUUAAUGGUUGUUUUGGUGGUAAUAGUAAAUAUAUUAGCGACUGUAAAGAUAUUCCAAAGUAAUAAGCUAUAUUCACAGCUCAGUCUCUUCCACAAAUAUCAACAUUCACAACUAUGGAAUACCACAUCAUCAAAACAAAAAUUAGAAUUCCCAAAUAAAGAGAACAUUACCAGUAACUCUAGUAAAAAAUUAAGUCUUAAAACAGACAAUUCUGGAAACCCGCUUAUCUAUAAUUAUGGUAAAAAUAACUUGAGUUUGAAAGGUGAGAACGGAAGUGGGGUGAUUUUAAAACCAAAAGAGGAAGAAAAGGCGAAAAUUCUGAGUGAAGAAUACAACGUCAACGUAUAUAUAAGUGAUCUGAUACCGUUAAACCGGAUGGUGCCUGAUUCAAGACCUGUCGGAUGCAAAAAUCAAACAUUUGAUGAAAGUUACAUGCCACAAGCUGCCGCCAUUGUCACAGUGUACAACGAGUGGCCUAGUAUUCUCCUAAGAACCAUUUACAGCAUUAUAAAUAGAACACCGCGUAAUUUACUGAAGGAAAUCAUUAUAGUUGACGACAAUAGUGAUUUGGAAUUUUACAAGGAAUACUUGGAUAUUUACAUCAAAGACCAUUUUGAUACAGAUCUUGUGAAGUUAAUUCGAUUAAAAGAGCGCGGUGGCUUGAUAAAAGCUCGCAUGGAAGCGAUCAAAUAUGUUACGGCUGAAGUAGUAUGUAUUUUAGACAGUCACAUGGAAGUAAAUAUAAACUGGUUGCAACCUUUACUUGUCGAGAUAAUGAAAAACCGUUCGACAUUAGCUAUGGGUCAACUAGAUUAUAUCAACAGAAACACGUUUAAAUAUGAAUUUAAUCGGGACUACAAAACUCGUUAUGGCUUCAACUGGGAUUUCAAAUUCUUUGAGCAGUAUUUUCGACCAGAUCAAAUGUUAAAUAAGAAGGUAACAGACACUUUACCUGGUCCUGUAAUAGUCGGAGCAGGAUUCGCAAUGGAUGUGAAGUUCUUCAGAAAGAUUGGACUCUAUGACCCAAAGAUGGCAAUUUGGGGAGGAGAAAAUUUGGAACUUUCAUGGCGAGUGUGGUGUUGUGGCGGUCAGGUCCUUCAUGUAUUUUGCUCGCACUUUGGUCAUAUUGCACGUUAUCAACCUUACAGUUUCCCUCGUGACAGGUUACACACAGAGGUUUAUAACUACAAACGGGCCGCAGACGUGUGGUUAGGGCCUUAUAAGAAAUACGUUUACAAUUACUUUCCUUUAAUGAGGGAUAUGGAUGUCGGUGAUUUAAGUGAUCGUCUGAGAAUAAAGAACGAAUUGAAAUGCAAAAAUUUCGAUUGGUAUCUGGAUAAUAUAUGGCCUGAGUUGUUCCGCUUUGACGUUAAUGUUACAGCAAGUGGUGAGCUGAGAAAUAAGGCAACACAGAGGUGUCUCGAUAAUUACAAACAGCUUUACCCUUCAAGGCAGAAACUUUUGGUGAUACCGUGUAGCAAUAUUAUAUUACGUCAGGGAUUCUCUAUAACAUACGAGAAAUGGCUAAGAACCUCUUUAAACUGCAUUUCUACAGACUGCGUCUCAAAAACCUAUUGUUAUGCUGUUGUGGCUGAUUGUUUUCUUGGUGUAAGCAAUAAGUGGGAACACAAGGAUGGAUUUGUGAAACAUUUAAACACUGGAUUGUGUCUUGAUUUAGAGAAAAAUUUUGUCGCUAUUCUUCAACCUUGUAACAGCAAGCAAGCUACACAGCAAUGGAGUUUCAUACAGAUCCCCAUAGAUCGCAAGAGAAUAUGAUUUGAGGAAGUUUAACGAAGUAGAGGCUCCCUUAUUGACUCGUGUUGUUCGUAAAGAAGGUGCUGACGGAGAUCGUCGCGAUGACACUGAUGAUGAUGUGUGAUGCUGAUACCGGUGCCGAUAGUUAUGGCAAGACGGUGGUGCUUGUGGUGAGAGGGAGUCUAUGUUAAUGUCUGAUGUUUUGCGGUAACAGUAUUUGCUGUAAUGGUGAAUGGGAGGUAUUUGCGUAAGUCAUACAAUUAUUUCCAAUGUUUGUCACGAAUACACACUCUCAUUGUCCAUAAACAAACAGUGUUGGUGUUGAAUACCAAAAUUCAAUGUUUAAAAGUGAGCGUUGAUCCUUCUGUAUAUAUGUAUUACGCGUGUACUUAUUUAUGUACGUUUGUAUGUGUGUCUAUGUAUAAGUCUUUCUCUGUACGUGUAUACAUCUGCCUCUCAGCCGCUUUGUGAGUACAAAUGCUUGUAUUUAUGUAUAUAUGCUUGUAUAUGUGUGUAUGCAUUCGUGCAUGUAUGUUUCCUGGUAUUGGUCAUAGUUUUGCACUCAAGUGACUGAAAGUUUGUAGAAGAGGACUUCUUUUUCAAGAAUCUCAUGAGCAGCGUGUUUUUUUCUUCUGAAAUUUCAUCUUAGUU